AUGUAUCAACAACAACAGAUCCUGUCUCGAGUCAUUGACCUGGCUAAGAACCCAAGAGUUCAAGUCACUGCUGCAAUCCUUUUUGCCUUUAAGUCGCUAGGAUACUGGAAUGCUUGGUAUACCAAGAGGAAGGUCAACAACCAUGUCAGCGACCCUUCAUGGGAUUGGAGCCGUGAAAUCGUGGUUGUCACCGGAGGGAGCAGUGGAAUUGGAGCUGCUAUAGUGUCGAAGUUUGCCGAAAAAGGUAUCAAGGUUUUGAUCCUGGAUCGGAUCCCUCCCGCCACGAAAUUGGUCCCAAAUACAUACUUCUACAAGAUCGACCUCACGGAUUCGGAAGCCAUAUCAUCGGUUUCUGACCAGAUCCGAGAGGAUCACGGCAACCCGACUGUUCUGAUCAACAAUGCUGGAUUCGCAGAACUUACAUCUAUACUUGACUCCUCAGAGUCUUACCUCAGAAAACUCUUUGAUGUAAACCUCCUCGCUCCCUACCUCCUCACUCAGCAGUUCCUCCCCAGCAUGGUCAAACGAAAUCACGGUCAUAUUGUCAACGUCGCUAGCCAGGCAUCCUUUGCCACGCAAGCGACGAAUGUGGCAUAUGGAUCCACAAAGGUCGGCCUACUGGCGUUCCAUGAAGGCCUUGGCCAGGAGCUGAGAUACAUCUACAAAGCCCCUCGCGUUCGCACCAGGACAGCCAUGACAGCAGAGAUGGUCGCAAAGGGAAAACUGAAGGAUACAGUUACGCCGCCCGAGGUUGUCGCUGACAGAAUUGUCAAUCAGGUAAUUUCUGGCUUUGGUGCACAGAUCAUUGUGCCUUCGAACUUGUGGUGGACUUCGUUGAUCAGAGGACUACCAGGAUGGCUUCAAGAGUCAUUGCGAAAUCAGGUCACGCUCGUUUUGAUCAACGCCAUGGGCAGUGGACCUAAGUAA
Molecule: messenger RNA, 927 nt
Organism: Fusarium musae
Lineage: Eukaryota; Fungi; Ascomycota; Sordariomycetes; Hypocreales; Nectriaceae
Exons: 3
Coding region: 1-927 (308 amino acids)
Molecular function (GO): oxidoreductase activity, acting on the CH-OH group of donors, NAD or NADP as acceptor
Source: RefSeq, a predicted model, not a curated record